AUGGCCCAACAAUACAGUUUACUUCCCGCAUCAUCUGUGAUCAAGUCCAAAAUAGUCAACAUUUACAACGCUGGAUCUGUGGUCUUCCGUCGAGAUUUCCAACAAAAGAAGAAAAAGUUGAACCAAAUGCAACCAUCAACGAUCCUGCUAUAUCACACUCCAACCGGGCCAAUUGAAGAAGCUGCCUUGUUUGAAGAGGAAGACGGUGAUGACGGCAAAAAUGAAACCUAA
This is a messenger RNA of Puccinia triticina, 231 nucleotides long. RefSeq lists its product as uncharacterized. The coding region runs from base 1 to 231 and encodes 76 amino acids. Lineage: Eukaryota; Fungi; Basidiomycota; Pucciniomycetes; Pucciniales; Pucciniaceae. The transcript has a single exon. The record is from RefSeq and is a predicted model, not a curated record.